Messenger RNA from Aspergillus ruber CBS 135680, 1657 nucleotides. Its product is annotated as putative MFS sugar transporter. Gene Ontology annotation, molecular function: carbohydrate:proton symporter activity. The transcript is spliced from 6 exons. Lineage: Eukaryota; Fungi; Ascomycota; Eurotiomycetes; Eurotiales; Aspergillaceae. The coding region runs from base 1 to 1623 and encodes 540 amino acids. Gene Ontology annotation, biological process: carbohydrate transport; transmembrane transport. The record is from RefSeq and is a predicted model, not a curated record. Gene Ontology annotation, cellular component: membrane.
AUGGGCUACACCACCCUAUGGAGGCGGCUUUCGUCGCACCAGCUCAAUAUCAUAAUCCAGAUUUUCUCCCUCAUCUCCAUAUUCUUCGAGGGAUAUGACCAAGGCGUCAUGGGAGGCGUCAACGCCUCGCCCACCUAUAUCACCGAGGUUGGCAUUGGCACUUCCGGUGGCACCGUGAUCGACAUGACGCAUCAAGGGGGCUUGGUCAGUAUAUAUUAUUUGGGAUGCAUCUUCGGCUGUUUUGUGGGCGGCUGGCUGGCUGAUCGACUUGGUCGCAUCAAUGGCCUUUUCAUUGGGUCAAUUUUCGCUCUCGUGGGAGGUGCCUUACAGGCCGCUAUCCAAAGCUCGGAUUUCAUGCUGGUAGCGAGAGUCAUAACGGGAAUCGGUACAGGAGCCUUGACGGGAAUCGUCCCAGUGCUAGUAUCAGAAACCUCCUCCGCCAAUCAUCGGGGAGGGUUUUUGGGUUAUGUCUUCAUCGCAAACUACUUUGGGAUCUCGGUCGCCUACUGGCUGUCUUUCGGUCUGGCAUUCAUCAAUAACGGCUAUUCGGACGUCAGAUGGCGCUUCUUACUUGCUUUUCAGUGCAUUCCGGCCAUUAUCCUUGUUCUUUUUGUCAAGAUGCUUCCAGAUAGUCCUCGAUAUCUUGCCUCAGUAGGACGCAAUGAUGAAGCUCUCGAGUUACUGACUCUUAUUCGAGGCCACAAAACGACUCCCGAGGAGUUGGAACAUGAAUAUCUUGAGAUUAUCGCCACCGCAAGAGACAGCAAAAAAAGCUCUCCCAUUCAAUUUGCCAAGAUCCUGGUUGGCAAGGAAGGUAGACCGGGGUCGAGCUUAAGCCGACGUGCCUGGCUCUGUCUGUUUCUCCAGAUUAUGGCAUCUUGGACUGGCAUCACUGCGGUAACUGCUUAUUCACCCGUCCUUCUCAGCCAGGCUGGAUACAGUGAGAUUACACAGAAUGGCCUUGCAGGGGGGCUAAACACGAUUGGCAUCAUUGGGACAAUUAUCAGUGCACAGAUUGUGGACCGCCUUGGUCGCCGGCCCUGCCUUAUGUUCGGGUCGGCAGUUCUAUUCACUGUCGAGUUGAUUGCUGGAUGUGUAUACGAAGGCUCCCUUCAUAACCCCGAGAAAGCAUCGCAAUAUGCUCCGGCAGCGGUAGCAAUGCUAUUCCUUUUCAAUUUGGGAUAUGCCGCGACAUGGGGCACUGUAGCGUUUUUGCUGCCAACGGAGAUUUUUCCCUCGGACUUGCGUGCCCAAGGUAACGGGUUUGGGAUCACUGGGUGGGCAAUUGGGGUCGGUAUGACCACGCUGGUCAAUCCAAUCAUGUUCGACAAUAUCAAGAGCCGCAGCUACUUUCUCCUUGCCGGCUUAAACUUGAUCUGGAUCCCCACAGUAUACCUCUUCUACCCCGAGACUCGCAACCGGUCUUUGGAGUCGAUUGAAGCCUUGUUCUCCACUUCCAGUCCAUUCUAUUGGAAGAUGGAGCAAGCCUACCAAUUCCGUGGCAAUGUUAUUGCUGAGAAGGACAUCAAUAAGGUCCCUGGGAAGAGCAAAAGUAAGCAUGCUGAAUCCCAGGGGCUUUCUCAUCAAGAGGCGAAAUCAAGUAAUAGUAUAGUAUGCCCGUAGAAUGGGCAUACUUAAUAUAGAGAAAAAUGUUUCC